Aquila chrysaetos chrysaetos is the source of this 1126-nucleotide messenger RNA. RefSeq names its product THAP domain-containing protein 7-like. Lineage: Eukaryota; Metazoa; Chordata; Aves; Accipitriformes; Accipitridae. Gene Ontology annotation, cellular component: nucleus. The record is from RefSeq and is a predicted model, not a curated record. Gene Ontology annotation, biological process: regulation of DNA-templated transcription.
AGAUUUGGGAGGCCGGCGAACUCUCGCGAGAGUUGGGGCGGUUGAAGGAAGAAGGCGGCGGGGGGGGGGGGGGGGGGCCGCGGUGGCGGCGGCGGGAUGGGAGCGCUGAGAUGCCCCGUCACUGCUCUGCUGCCGGCUGUUGCACCCGCGACACUCGGGAGACCCGCAACCGAGGCAUCUCCUUCCACCGGCUGCCCAAAAAGGACAACCCGCGGCGGGCGCUGUGGCUGGAGAACAGCCGGCGGCGGGAUGCGAGCGGGGAAGGCCGCUGGGACCCAGCCUCCAAGUACAUCUACUUCUGCUCCCAGCACUUCGAGAAGAGCUGCUUCGAGAUAGUCGGCUUCAGCGGCUACCACCGUCUCAAGGAAGGGGCCGUGCCCACCGUCUUCGAGUCAGCCUCUCCCAAACCCCCCCGGGCCACCAAGCCGAAGCCCCCCACGCCUGAGAGUGACGCCCCAAAACCCCCUCGGGCCACCAGGAGGUGGAGGCAGGACCCCACUCCUUCCCCACCGGACCCCCCCUUCACCGCCGACGUCUCCUGCUUCCCCCGAGAAGGCGAAGACCCCGCUGCCCCCCCCGCCGGUGAUCACGGUGGUGUCCCGGCCCUUCCCGGCCCCUCGGGUGCCCGCGGUCCCCUCCCGGAUGGCCUUUUGGUGGCCACAGGGGACGAGGAAGCCACAGCCACCCCGGCUCUCCCCGAGGGUGACCCCCCGGCACCCCCCCGUCCCGUUUCCCCUUCCCUCUACAUGCUGCGGCUACCGCCGCCGGCCGGGGCGUACAUCCAGAGCGAGCACAGCUACCAGGUGGGCAGCGCCCUGCUCUGGAAACGUCGGGCCGAAGCGGCCCUCGACGCCCUCGAUAAAGCCCAACGGCAGCUCCAAGCCUGCAAACGUCGGGAGCAGCGGCUGCGGCUCCGCGUGGGCGAGCUGCAACGGGAACGUCGGGUUCCCCUCGAGGCUCGCCGACCUCCCAAGGAGCCCCCGCCGCGGCUGGUGGAGCUGCAGCUGCUCGGUGAUGGCGGCGAGUGAAGGCUUCCUGGCGGACACCCCGCUCUUCUCCUCCUCUUCCCCGCCCCGGUGCCGCUGGGAAGGUUUGUAAAUAAAGAUUUUGCCUUUUCUAUGAAAAA